Panicum virgatum (switchgrass) is the source of this 2762-nucleotide messenger RNA. RefSeq names its product regulator of nonsense transcripts 1-like. The record is from RefSeq and is a predicted model, not a curated record. Gene Ontology annotation, molecular function: helicase activity. Lineage: Eukaryota; Viridiplantae; Streptophyta; Magnoliopsida; Poales; Poaceae. Bases 20 to 2662 code for a protein of 880 amino acids. The transcript is spliced from 4 exons.
GCCAAAAAGAGGACAUAUCAUGUUAUUGUCAAAGAGGGGAUUGAACUCAAGCGACCAAAUUAUCAAGGCUGGCUCCUUUUGCACUAUCCUAGUGGUUACCUUGGUCAACGACCAUGUAGAGGACUAUCUAGCAUCAAUGCAUGUCUGGCUGUCGCAGUCACCAUAUGGGGGCAGUCCAAAUGACCAAACUUCCUACCAAGUUAUGCACCUGACUAAUCUGAUCACUUUUGCACAUAGUUGGGAAGUCAUUACAGGAGGUUUCAAAGAAAAUCCACAUAUAGUCGAUGCCAUGUUGGCUAGAAAUGAGAAUGUGGACAAUAUGCUGCAGGCUGAUGGAAAAUUCACAGAUAAGGAUUUUGGAUUGAAUAAAUCACAGAGAGAUGCAGUGGAAAGUUGCUUUUCAGCCUCUGAAUGUUCAAAGCAUUCUGUACAUCUAAUUUGGGGGCCACCUGGCACAGGUAAAACUAAAACAGCUUCAGUGUUUCUGCUUAUGAUUCUAAAGUCUCUAAGGACACAUAGAACUCUUGUAUGUGCUCCAACCAACACAGCUCUCGUACAAUUGGCUUCUCGUUUUGUUUGUCUACUUGAAGAGUCCACUGAAACCAGCUAUUUACUUGCGGACGUCAUUAUGUUUGGGAGUAAUAAGCAUAUGGACACUAAUAAUAACCUAUCAAAAAUUUUAUUGGACCAUCGAGCAAAGGAAAAACAUGCUAGGAACAAACUCUUGGAAAAUGCAAAACUUGUAUUUUGCACUCCUUGUGGUUCAUCUAGGCUCACAAAAAAUCAGCAAUACGACACCUUGGUUAUUGAUGAGGCAGCAUACCUAAAAGAAUGUGAGUCGCUGAUCCCUCUCGCAAUUUGUGGGAUAAAACAUGUGGUGCUUAUUGGGGAUGACAAGCAGCUACAACCAGUGGUUAAGAGCCCGAUUGCUGAAGAGGCUAAGUAUGGACGAAGCCUGUUUGAGAGAUUGAGUGAAAUUGGCCACCACAAGCUGUUACUCGAUGAGCAAUAUAGAAUGCACCCUCACAUCAGCAACUUUCCAAAUAAAACAUUUUAUAGUGGAAUGAUUAAAGAUCGCACUGAGGCUAGUGGAGUGCCCAACAUUUUUAUCGGUCAUAAUUUUGAUCAUUAUUCAUUCAUUAAUGUUAGAGAAGGUACAGAAAAACAAAUUGGAAUGAGUUUAGUAAAUGAGGCUGAAGCUAUUGUUGCAGAGACGAUCGUUGACAGACUUGCUAAAACAUGCACCUAUAAGGAGGAGAAAAUCAGUGUUGGUGUAGUAUCUCUAUAUGCAGCCCAAGUGAAUGAUUUGGAAGAAAGACUUGAUAGAUUUAAGGAACAUGAGUUUCUUUCUGUUAAAGUACAAACCGUUGAUUCAUGUCAAGGUGAUGAGAAGGACAUAAUAAUACUUUCAAUGGUUCGAUGCAAUCAUGGUGGGAACAUAGGCUUUCUCGAUUCUGAUAGGAGAGCUAAUGUGGCCUUGACAAGAGCAAGGAAACACCUUUGGAUCCUUGGACAUGAAACAACUCUCCUGAGAAGUAAUUCAAUAUGGUCUAAGGUAGUCCAAGAUGCAAAGGAACACAAUUUGCUCUUUCAUGCUCACUUAGACAUGCAUCUUGCUGAAGCCAUUAGUCAUUUCAGAAAGUUUGCUAUAUAUGCACAGAGCACAGGUGACAUCCUGAUAGAGGCCACAAUCAAUGAAGCAGACAGACGAGUAGAUGCAACAAUAGAGGAAGAAAACAUUGGUUCCUUGCCUGGGGAUAUGCAAAGAAAUUCAGAUAUGGGUCAGGACCAAGUUUCCAGUCUAUCUCUACCACAAUGCGACCAAUUUGCAGUUAACAGCCCAGUAGGGACCGCAAUAGAUGAAGCCAACGUUGAAUUCUCACCCAGUCAUGUUCAUUCAAGGAAGAGGCCCUGUCCUUUCUGUAAAGACCAACUUGCCGUACCAGAAGUUGCACAGGCAAUAGAAGCUACAGUAGAGGAUAAUGACGUGAUUAUAGAAGAGCUGACCCAACUAGCUGAGGGAUCAAAUGCAAUGAAGGACAAUAAAAGAGCAAAAAAGGCAAACCCCUACGAGCAGGCCAGAUCUGCAAGAGAUGGUCGUUUUUGGUCCACCGAGCAAGAGAAAUUGUACAAUAAUGUUUAUAAACAGAAGGAUUUUGCGGACAACAGAUGGAUCGAUUGGGAAAGCAUGAAGCAGUCCAAAGAGAUGCUUGAUGUUGAGAAAAAAUGUAAGAACAUUAAUCUUCGUAAACUGAUGGGUAUAAGAAAUGAUUGGCAUGAAGAAACAGUCAAACAGUUCUUCUCAACAUUCUACAUAAAUCCAAGUAGGACCUCCCUGACAUGGAUGAGUGGCAUAAAUAAGAAGAUUACUGUCACUAAGGAAUUUUGUGAGAAAUUACUACUUGGUGAUCCCCAACACAGUAGUAAGAUUGAGGAUAAGUUAACUCACACACAAGAAGUCAUGCUCAACAAUUUUGAAAAGGAUGGGCUUUUUAGUGCAGCAGAUCGUCUGGUGAGAAAAACCAUCUACCCUAGGGCUGGAAGUAGAGAUAAGACUCACAAGGACAUUAGGGUCAUACUAUAUCAUAUUUUGACUGAGAAGCCUUUCGACGUUGUAGACAUGAUGUUCAGGGAGAUGGAAAAAAACUCUCACCGAUCAUAGAAUUUUGAUUCCAUAUGCCCCAUACAUCAUGUUACUGAUUGACCAUGUAAAAAUUGUACCUGAAACUGAAAAGAACCGAAGUCACCAUGUGUACAACAUU